Molecule: messenger RNA, 2118 nt
Organism: Coprinopsis cinerea okayama7#130
Lineage: Eukaryota; Fungi; Basidiomycota; Agaricomycetes; Agaricales; Psathyrellaceae
Exons: 10
Coding region: 1-2118 (705 amino acids)
Biological process (GO): transcription by RNA polymerase III
Cellular component (GO): transcription factor TFIIIC complex
Molecular function (GO): protein binding
Source: RefSeq, a predicted model, not a curated record
AUGAAGCUGGCGGAGAUAUACGAGAUAUUGGGUGAGACGAGGCGGGCGUUGGAUUUAGUUUACGAAGUUAUCGACUCGCGGAAGAAACGGAAAGCGGCUUCCCAACAACAGCAGCAGCAGCAGCAGUCUACACCCGACCCUUCCUCCUCUGCUCCCAACGCUCAACAACAGCCAGGGUCCGGUGGUGGACUUUUCCCUGAACCCAAAAAACCACUCACUACCACCACCUCCACUUCAACUACUUCGUCGGCGCACCAACGCGCCCAAAACAGGCUUACGCAUGCGCAGUUGAGGGAGUUGGAAGCUGAGAAGGAGAGGGAGGUGAGGAGGGGGUUUGGGAGGUUGAGGGAGUUGUGGGGGGCUAUGCUUGGUGGUGGUAUGUUGGGUGGUGCAGGUGAGGGUUUGAGCGGUGGUCCGGGUAGUGGUGGUGGAGGUUCGGGUGGCGGAGGUGGAGGUUCGCAGGAAGGGGAACGAGGACGACGAGUCGGGGAAGCAGGAGAGGGAGGGGGAGGGGGAGCAAGCGAACGAGACGGGGAAACUAGGAAGGAGAUGACCCAAGAAGAAGCUGAACGGCUCUGGAUACUCGAAGCUGAGAAACUUGUGGAUAUGUUCCGGGAGACUAGGAAUUUGUUUUUGACUUCUCGGGCCAACCCAUUCAGAGGCAUGUUCCCCCGCAGUGGACGCAAGAAGCGCGAGAGGCAACGGACGGAGGUUGAGGAGGACCAGAUGGCUUCGCGGUUGCAGUUGGAUUUGGAACGAGACACCCUCGCUCGAACUCAGAAAUCGAAACAACAAGCUUCGGAUAAGGGCGUGGAUAAUUUCAGGGGUGUGUCGUUUGAUGAGUGGUUGAGGAUGAUUUUCCAGUACUGCUUCGUGCUUACCAAACGCGACCAAUUCGAUCUGGCGGAUGAGAUUCUGCGGCAUAUCCUUGUUUCGAAUGCGUACCAGGCGCAGGAGAGGCAGGAUGCGAUUCGGAUUGCGUUGAUCACCUGCGCCCUCCACGCCCACUCGCACCCUACCAUCGUCGACCAAUGCCGCAAGUUGAUCACCCGCUACCAGUUCAAUAACGAGCCUUUGCGAUUGUUGUUGGCUAGUUUGUCGAGUGGGUUGAGGCCUACUGAUGCGUUUAUUACGAGUACGCUGCAGAAGCAUUUGUUUAGACGACCGAACGAGCCACGAAAGGCGAAGCACGAUGAAUGCUAUGCUAACUCGCUUUUCUCUUCCCCAUUCCCCUACCCCCAUCGUAUCGUAUCGUACAGGGAAAUGAAACUGGCAGACGUGGCAGUCCGCAAACCCGAACUCUUGAAAUGGAAUGCGUUGAAUAAGCGGUAUGCGUAUGUGAGUGGGGCGGGGAAGGUGGGUGGCGGGUCCAAGGGGGAUUCUGCUGAUCCUGACCCCGACCCUGAUCCCGAUGGGGAUGAGGACGAGGAUGAGGAUGAGGUGGAUGUUGAGUCUGUGGCUGCGUCUGUUAGUGGUGGGGAGAGGAAGGGCGGUGCGGGGUCUGGGGCGGGGGUGGGGGUGGGAGGUGCUGGGUCGGGACUAGGAGGUGCGGGCUCGGUGGUGGGAGGUGCUGGGGGAAGUGGAUCGACGGGAACGGGGAGUGGAUCGACUACAGGAGGAGCAGUGGGAGGGCCACCUGAUUUGCCCACGAAACAGAACCCUGUUCUUGUGGCGAUUUAUGGGCAGAUAUGUAUUGCUGCGAAGAGUUAUCAGAGUGGGAUAUUCUACCUCCUCCAUGCGUAUGACUACGCCCCGCACGAUCCCAUGAUCUGUCUGUGUCUCGCAAUUGCGUCGGUUGGAAGGGCGAUGCAGAGGCAGAGUGAUAAUAGGCACCAUUUGAUUGCGCAGGGAAUGGCUUUCCUCUCGCAAUACCGCGCCCUGCGGAGUAAAUCCCCUCGUACGGUGAGGGAGGUGGAAUAUAAUUUUGGGAGGAUUUUCCAUCAGCUGGGGUUGUAUUCGUAUGCUGUGAAGCAGUACGAGAGGGUGUUGGAGUUGGCUGAGCGGGAUGGGGACGACUUGUAUGCGAAAGAAGCGGCGUAUAACCUUUCGUUGAUUUAUGUCUUCACUGGUGCGACGCCGUUAGCGGACAAGCUGUAUCGUCGGUGGCUGUCUUUGUGA